Myripristis murdjan (pinecone soldierfish) is the source of this 2670-nucleotide messenger RNA. It is a transcript of the gene slc26a6.1, whose product is annotated as solute carrier family 26 member 6, tandem duplicate 1. The coding region runs from base 142 to 2163 and encodes 673 amino acids. NCBI's taxonomy places the organism in Eukaryota, Metazoa, Chordata, Actinopteri, Holocentriformes, Holocentridae. The transcript is spliced from 18 exons. Gene Ontology annotation, cellular component: membrane. The record is from RefSeq and is a predicted model, not a curated record. Gene Ontology annotation, molecular function: secondary active sulfate transmembrane transporter activity. Gene Ontology annotation, biological process: sulfate transmembrane transport.
UCAAACUGUCAUGCAACUUUACAUGCAGUAAAGUGCACGUAAACCAUAAAAGAGACAGGAGACAACCAGUGUUUACCAAAGAGCUAUUGUGCAAAAGUGAAGGUCGACUGUGGUGCCAACAACCUCUGACACUGACUUCGCAUGGACGGCGCUAAACAAGCCGCAGUUCCCCCGCAAAGACGGCCUCGUCUGGACGAGGCACAGCUGGACGUCCUUGGGCGGCGAGUAGGAAAGGGGUCCCCGUCAGUUUUGCAGAGGGUGAAGGCACAAUGCUGGUGCUCCAGAUCCAGGUUGAAGAGCUGCCUGCUGAGUCGUGUUCCCAUCCUGUCAUGGCUGCCUGGGUACUCCAUCAGAGAUAACACUAUCUCUGACUUGGUGUCUGGGGUCAGCGUGGGCAUCAUGCAGCUGCCACAGGGUAUGGCUAAUGCCAUGUUGGUGGGAGUUCCUCCAGUCUUUGGUCUCUACACCUCCCUCUAUCCCCUGCUCGUCUAUUUCAUCUUCGGCACCUCCAGACAUGUCUCCAUCGGUCCUGUCAGCAUCCUUGCCAUCAUAAUUGGGUCUGUGACUUCUAACGUGGAGGUGCUUAGCAAUGGAAGUGAAGAGAACAAAGAUCUUUUGGAAGCGGCCAAAGUCAAUGCGGCUGUACAAGUCACCUUCCUCUGUGGCCUCAUACAGAUCCUGCUGUUCAUGCUGCGUGGAGGCGGUGUGUGUCGCUGGUUGUCUGACCCUGCAGUCCGAGGUUACACCACAGCGGCGAUGUUGCACGUCUCCCUGCUGCAGCUGCCUCUGAUGACUGGAAUACCUGCACGGAAACACAACGGCCUGCUGGCCUCCUUAUGGACUCUGAAGGACGUUGUGUUUGGAGUGACCAGUGCUGUAGCAGGAACUCUUCUGGUCUCUGCGGUUUCCACGGUGAUACUCAUUGGAGGCAAGAUGCUGAAUGGGCACUUUAAGAACAAACUCCCUGUCGUUAUACCCUGGGAACUCAUACUGAUUGUUCUGGGCACCAUCCUGUCGGUGCAGAUGGAUCUGGCAGGACAACAUGGAGUCCAGGUGGUGGGACACAUACCCAGUGGGUUGUCCCCUCCUGUCCUCCCCUCUCUCUCCCAGGCCAGAGAGCUGUUCAUCCCAGCUCUGUCCUCGGCUCUGGUCGGGUUCAGUUUCUUCACCACCAUAGUCACAGUGUUCGCCCAGAAACAUGGCUACUCCGUGGACUCCAGUCAGGACCUACUGGCUCUGGGCCUGUGUAACGCCAUAGGAGGGAUGUUUCAGUGCUUUGCUGUCAGCGGUUCUUUCUCCCGCAGCGUGGUGCAGGACAGUAUUGGUGUGAAGUCGCAGAUGGCAGGCCUGGUAUCGGCUCUGAUGAUGCUCACUAUCUUGCUGAAGAUUGGUCAUCUCUUUGAGCAGCUGCCAAAGGCAGUGCUGGCAGUGAUCGUUGUGGUCAAUCUGAAAGGGAUGCUGGCUCAGUUUAAAGACGUGUGUUUGUUGUGGAAGGCUGAUAAAUUGGAUCUGGUGGUGUGGGUGACGGCGCUGUUUUCCACGCUGGUUUUCAACCUGGACUUGGGACUGGCUGUGGCCGUCGGCUUCUCUCUGCUCGUGCUCAUCUACAGGACGCAAAAUCGCUCCUCCUGUGUUAUUUUGGGUCGAAUUCCUGGCACAGACUGUUACAGAGACAUGGGACUCUACGCCGAGGCAAAGCAAGUACCUGGGGUGACGAUACUCUCCUGCCCCAGUCCAAUUUACUUUGCCAAUUCUGUACUGGUCUUCACAGAGAUCAGAGAGACAGUGAGUCGUGGUCGAAAGGAAAACUCAGCGGUGGUCCAGAUCUCCUCCUCCUGCUCGCUCUCCUUCUCCUCCCCCGCAGCCCAGACACCAGCACACACACACCGUUUGGUUCUGGAUCUCAGCUGUGUUCACUUCAUGGACUCCGUGGCCAUGGCGGCACUGUGCAAGGUUGUGGAAGACCUGGAAGUGCACGGUGUCACAGUAUUUCUGGCAGGUUGCCCAGAGAGAGUGUUGCAGCAGCUCCAGACUCAGGGCUGCAUACCCGACGUCCUGCCCAGAUCCUGCCUCUUCCCCUCAGUCCACCAUGCCGUCCAGCACUGCCUCAGCGACCUGAGCGGCUCUGUGGAGGAAAUCCGCCCAGAUGUGAGUGAAUGCUGACCCAAGAACUCAGUGCUGCCUUUGCAUGUAAAGUCGUCUUCCAGCCACAAAGGGACAGAGAGAAAACCCCCAAGGUGCUACAACCAGGCGUUUAGUUUCCUUUCUUGUAACAGGACAGUCAAAGCUUCAUUUCACAAAGCUGAAGUGAUAAACUCACAUGUGCAGUGUGUGUAAACCACGUGUGUACGUCCAGACAGAUGGAGCUGUUACCACUCACAAUUACGCAUGUGUAGCCCAGCAGCCGCUAUAUCAUAUUUUCAGUCAGUGUUGUGCAAUAUAUAUAUUUUAACAGACAUAACGUCAUUCAAAGUGACACGGCAGUAAAGAAUGUGUCGAGUGAUUUCAGUCGCCUUACAAUAACACAGCAAAGCAAACAAAAACACAGCAACACAUUGUCUGACACGCUGAUCCAGUCGACUUUGGUUUCGUUCCCACGUUAUGGUUUCCGUCCGUCCAGAACGCCUCUGUGUGUGUGUGUGUGUGUGUGUGUGUCUAUGUGUGUGUGCG